Molecule: messenger RNA, 1809 nt
Organism: Strongyloides ratti
Lineage: Eukaryota; Metazoa; Nematoda; Chromadorea; Rhabditida; Strongyloididae
Product: Nucleolar complex protein 2 homolog
Exons: 3
Coding region: 1-1809 (602 amino acids)
Biological process (GO): ribosomal large subunit biogenesis; negative regulation of transcription by RNA polymerase II
Cellular component (GO): nucleolus; nucleoplasm; Noc2p-Noc3p complex
Molecular function (GO): histone binding; transcription corepressor activity
Source: RefSeq, a predicted model, not a curated record
AUGGGGCCUCCAAAAAAGAUUAAAAAGUUGAAAAAAACAAAAAAAAUUAAAAAAUAUUCAAAGAAAUUAGAGGUUAAGAAUUCAGAAAUUAAUGAUGAUUAUGGAAAUCAAUCAGAUGUAUCAGUUGAAAUGGAUGAAUUAUUUGAGUCAAAUGAAAAUCCUGAAGUUUCCAAUAAUACUUCUCUAAAUAAUGAUGAUGAUGAUGAAUACGAUAAAGAAUCUGACGCUUCCCUAGAAAGUAUCUCUAAUGCACAAAGUCAUUUAGAUGAGUUAAAGAAGUUGUCAGAGAAUGAUCCAACAUUUUUAAAAUUCUUACAAGAACAAGAUCCAGAUCUUUUAGAUUUCAAGGAUGACAAUGAAGAUGAGGAUAUGAUAGAUGAAGAAAUGGAGGCAGAUGAGGAAUCUUUGAUAUUAUUAUAUGGUGACAAAACAUACAUUGUCAAAUAUAAUGGAGAAAAGAAGAAAAUUGUUGAUAGUAAUGUUAUUAAAUAUUUAAAAUACAAUUUAUUAGAAACGGAAGCUUCAAAAGACAACUUAAUUAAGGCUACUAAAAUUUUAGUUUCUUGUUUUGAUGCUGUUACAUAUAUGAUAGGACGUAAGAAAAAAAGAGACAUAGAUUGGGUUAUAAAUGACAACAAUGUUUUUAAAGAUAUCUUGUCAUUAUGUUUUAGUAACAUUGUUCCUACACUUUACAAAAUUUUACAACCAGUAUCUGAAGAGAAAGCUUUAGAGUUGAGAAAAAAACAAAAUAUGAAAAGAGCUAUGGAUGGUAUUACUUACUUUAAAAAAUGGAAAAAAUAUGGAUCAUUAUGUAGAAGAUACAUUGAAGCAAUUGGAAUUUUAAUUAAUCAAAUAACUGAAGAUGGAUCAAAGAAACGUAUAUUAAGACAUAUUUUAGAUUUAGUUGAUCUUCAUAUUCACUUUGGUGGGUUAUCAAAAAAAAUGGUCAAAGUUCUUAGUCGUUUAUGGUGUACUGCUAAUGAAGAUAAUCGUAUACUAGCUUUCACAAUUUUGUUUAAAAUGUGUCGUUUAGACAAAUCACUAUAUCCAUUAAUUUUGAAAACUUGUUAUAUGACAUUUGUUACUUUCUCAGGAUAUACUUGUAGUCAAAAUCUUAAGUCAUUUUGUUUUAUGCAAUGUUCCUUUGCUGAAAUGCAGGCUGCAGUAUUUCUAAGGAAUGCAAUAAAAUCAAAAUCAAAUGAUAAUAUGAAAAAUGUUACAAAAUGGCAAUUUAUUCAAGGUUUAUAUUUGUGGAAUGAAGUUAUAAUAGCUGCUUGUAAAAUGGCAUCAAAAGUACCUGGUAAUCAUCCAGUUCAUGGUAUUGCUGAACAAAGAUUUGCCUUUAUUCAAAUAGUUAUUGGGUUAUAUACUCAUACACAAAAUCAACGUUAUUUAUUGUUAAGAAUUCAUUGUCUUCGUAUUUUGAUAAAACUUCAGACAUCUACAGAUGUAUACAUUCCACUAUUAGGUUUAAGUAUGGAAGCUGUAAAAGACUUGAUGUUGAUAGAUGAGCGUACACCUGUUAAAAAAGAUGUCAUAGUUAAUGAUGAUGUUGUUGAUGUGAAUUUAAAAAUUAAUAACGAUUUAAUUGGAUGUUUAGAAUUUAGAAAAGUUGUUGGAGAUGAACUUUUGAAGGUACUCAAUAGUAUUGUUGAUUCUAUUGAAGAUGACAAAGUUUUUGAUGCCUGUGCUGCACCAGUUGCUAAAAGAAUGAGGUACAUAUUAAAGAAUUGUAAAAAUAAGGCACAUCUUUCUAUGUUUAAAAAUUUUGUAAACAAAUUAGAAACAAGAAGAUCAGAAAAGUCUUAA